AAGCCUGCGCUGCUGGUGGUCUCUGACGGACCUCAAGAUCGCAGAGGAGGCAGAGGAUGGUUCUUCAGAUGCUUCUUCCAGUUUCGGCGAGCCUGAGGGUGGACCAGUCCACGCCUCUUUGCAAUCCAUUCAAAUGCGGCGAAAAAGCAUUGAAGCCAUGCUGGCGCGACGAAGAAACUCUAAUCGAAAAGGCGUGCCAAACGCUUCGGAUGAGGAUGCUGCACGUGCCAAAGAAGCCGAGUCAGCACCAGCGAGAAUUACGUUAAAGCAUGCCAGAGCUCGAGGUGAUGGAAUUUACGCUGGAAGUGAUUCUGAUUUGCAAGACCCCGAUUUGAUUGAGAUUCUGACUCCUCCCAAUGAGCAGGAAGUGCUGAUGCGCAUGGGUGAUUCGCACGACUCGUCUGAAGGCUUCACGGAUAAGGACACCGAGCGGCUACGCAAGGCCUUUGUCUUGCAUCGGCAAGCCUUCAGCCCAGAGAUCCAUACAGACGAUUUGGAACAGAUUCUGGACUACCUGGGCUACCUCAAGAUUCCUGAAGCUGACAUUCAGGCAAUGGUGUCAGAAAUUACGAGGUAUUCCACCAUGGAGUUCGAGGAAUUCAUGAGUUUCAUGACCCGGGCCAGGGCAACUGUGCUGCACAAAGUGCGCGAGAAGUUCCUGCUUUUCGAUGCAGACAACUCGGGCGAGCUGAGUUCUGAUGAAUUGGAAGAUGUGCUGAAAUCGUUGGGAAUCACACCUUCCAGAACAACCAUAGCUGGAGCCUUGGCUGUGGUGGACGAAGAUGGAUCGGGCAGUCUGGACUUUGAGGAGUUCGUGCAGCUGCUUCUGAUCUACCGAAAAACGGAAGGCUUCUCUGAGACGGAGGUAUUGAAGCUGCACCGCAUAUUCAGCCGAUUUGCCGAGACAACGCCGAGCACGUCAGGGAGAACGAUGCUUCCCUACGAUCGUUCCAACAAGGCCCUCAUCGAGAUGUUCGGCAGCCAGGCCGCGCAGCUGGCCUCACGACUUGGGAGCGCCAUGCCGAGGCCGUCUUCAGAAGGAGAGGAGGGGAAGAAGCUUACCAAGAAGAUGGAAGGCAUGACCUUCCGCGAGUUUCUCAUCUGGGCCAGGCGACUUCGGGAGAUUGAAGUACAGUGGUACAAGCAGGAGUUUGCCCGUGCAGAUGUGGACCAGGGAGGUUUUUUGGACGAGGAAGAGAUACGCCUUGUUCUGGAAUGUCUUGGCUACACGCCUCUCCGGGCAGUCAUCAUGGACAUGAUUGAGGCAGUUGGCCCACAGAAGCGUGGGAUGCUGGACUUCGAUGAGUUUGUCCAGAUGAUGGAGCUUUUCCGAAGCUCCAACGGCUUCAUGCGGCACGAAGUCAGGGAGUUCAAGCAGAGCUUCGACAUGUUCGACACGGACCGCGCUGGUGAGGUCGAUGUGAUCCAAGUCGGUGGCAUACUUCGCUCUCUGGGAUUUGUCACCGAACUGGCAGAAGUCCAGGUGCUCCUGAAGACCGUGGAUUGGAAUGGCAGCAACUCUUUGGACUUUUCUGAGUUUCUGCGUCUGAUGCGUAUGCACCGCGAGCAGGAGCUGCUGCGCAUCAAGGAUACCUUCGACAAGUAUGCCGAUACCUACGUGGCAGAAGAUGGAGCCGUCAAGGUCACGGUGGAGCCUGGAGACGUGAGAACCAUGCUGCAACUGCUUGGAUUCUCAGAUAACUUCGUGACUUCGACCACAGGCGUGUUCCGAGCGUUGCUCCGAGAUGCACUUGACUAUGAUGCGAUGGUGCUUCUUUGUGACUCUUGCCGUCGCAUGAACAUGGAGAAGAUGCGGAAGCAAGCUGGUUUUUCGGACGAAGCUGUAGACAAGUUCCAGAAGCUCUUCCGUGCUCUCGAUUCUGACGACAGCGGCGAGAUUGCUCAGAACGAGUUGGUGGCAUUCUGUCGAGAACGAGGUUUGUCUUUGCAGACGAAGAAGGAUCAGCAGCAGCUGCUCAAUUUCAUCAACGAAGCACGAACAACCGCGCUGCAAGCUGGCGUUCCUAGGCAUCUCUGCGGGACAGAGGGCUCCGCAGCUGUGACGUUGUGGGUCUUCAUCCAUCUCCAACGCAUCCUGCAGACUCACCAGGACAAAGAAAGGGCUUCUCAUCUUCGAGGUACUGGUCCAUCGAGCUUUUCGCAGGCAGAAGUCGAUGAGCUGUCCGCUAUCUUUUCGCGAGGCUUGACGGCCGAACGAGGGUCGCCGACCUCUGAUCCGAAGGCAACGCUUAGCGUUAAUGGGCUUUGGACCAUCCUCCUCCAGCUCGGAGUGAAACUGACACCCAUCGAGAAGGAGGAGGUCAAGGUCAAGCUCUUUAUGGACUGCGGCAACACUCUCGACCUGGCUGCUUUCCUCAAGGUGGACAGAACAAAGACGAAGAGCGUCACGGUGGUCGGGGGAAAUGUGGCUUUUCAACAAGCUGGAACCCAGACAAAGGUCAAAGUAUGCGGACGGGAGUUUCACAGCGUUGCUGUCCAAAGGGCACUGCGCUAUUGCGUCGAACGGAGCAGGAUCCCUUUGCUGGGCUUGCUUAGAGCGACUUACACACCGAUGGCUGAAGCAAUGGGCAGCUGCGAGGCCGCAGAGGCAGAUGUUUGCUGGAUCACAGUGCUUUCCGACACUGAUCUUGUACGUAACGACCUCUGUUUUCUUGUGCUCACAAGCGUGAUCUUGCUGCCCGUCAACGGCACUUGUCAAAUGGCACGGAUUGCAUUUUUUUCUGCAGACUUCGUCCUCCGGGUCCUGGAAGCUGUCAGCCCAUCGAAGCUUUCAGCUGACCCAGAGGAGCGCUCCUACGUCAUCGCUGCGUUGGAAAGGGUGCUUGUGGACUUUGACCACAAGAGCCUCGAUGCUUGGCGCAGGCUAGCUGUCAGCACGGCUGCUUCCGCUUGCUUGCAGGCAGACGCUCUAAAGGAUGAGAUGAAACUCGCAGCUGAUGCUCAGCAGCUGGUGGCAGAUGUUGCUGCUGAGCUGCUGCCACGCGCAAUGGCGGCCAGUAGAUUCCUUGCCAAAGCUGCACUUCGACUCGAGGCCUUUUCGACGUACCUUCUCGCCCAAGCUGCUGUUGACUCCGGAAGAUCGUUUCCUGAAGUUGACCUUGAGGAGGUGCGAAGUGAGUUUGAUGACCUCCUCAUGGACUAUUACAAGAUGGUGGUGAGAGAGCACGACGAGCUUGCAUUCAAUAUCAUCCCUUCCUUUCAGGCAUCUGCUUUGCAGCGCCUUGUGCGUGUCAAGACGACUUCCCCCGUGAAUCUGUUGGUGCUGAAUUUGGGUCAGACUGCCAAGGUAGGCUUCACCACGCUUUGGAGCAUUCUCAGGCUGAGAUCUGUUCCGCUGCGCAUCUUCAUUCUGGGCGACCCUGCAGGUCUUGAGAACUGGCGCUCGACUCUGCGAGAGCUUGAGGCUGCUGGCAAGACUCGAGACAUCAAUCUCAUUGAUCUGGAAUUCGUGGACUUCACAAACAAUCCCAACUUCCAGCUCUUCAUGAGUCAGUACCCGGCUGGCUGCGACGUCAACAAAAUCGGUGAAGCCUUGCUCGCCCGUUUCAUAUGCCAUGAGUUACUACCAUCUGAUGUGGAGCGUGUCAUAGCCAUGGAUCUUGGUGAUGUGCUUGUGAUGGAUGACAUCGCAGACCUGUGGGCACAGUUCGACACAUUUGAGAAGCACCACAUCUUCGCAGCCGCGCAUAUUUCAGUGUUGAGCCAUGUAAAUGGCGGCCUGGCCCUGUACGACUUGUCCAGGAUGCGCUCCCGCAACUGGACGUCGAUCGCUCUCAAGGCUGCAAGAGAAGGCCUCGAAAGGAGUGGUGACUGCAUCCAUGAUCAGUCCUUGAUGAAUACGAUUCAUCUACACAGUCCGGGUGAGCCAAGCCCCAUGCAAGCGCUGCCUUGCCGCUGGAUGUUGGUCCCGGCAACUGAGUGGGGGAUGUUCUGGAACAGUCCGGAGCUGGUACUGCCGGAGGUACGAGAACGUCGUCGAUAUCCUGGCAUGGUCGGCGCUGGCCAUUACGAGGUCUAUUGCCCAGACCCGGUGGACCUCCUGAGCGGCUGGUCCUUCCUGUUGUCGACCAGCGACACUCGGAAACGGGUUCGAACGAUGUCGCUGCUUAAGGGCAGCCAGCGGCUGACCCAAUGCACAAAGGAGGGCGUUUCGGGCUUUGUUCACCCGAGAGAUGUGCAUCCUUCCCAUUGCUGCCAGUGCGGUGAAAGGGCAUCGCUGGUGCACAUCCCUGGAGACAUGAAGCAGUGGGCAUUUGUCGACAAGCUUUUUCGCUACCAUUCACCUUUCAGUGACUGGGAGGAGAAGGAGCUGCAAGAGACACUGACGCGACAGCUUUGGCAAAAGGAAUCCCGCUUUGCUGAACAGAGCCGUCAUGUGCAAGGGGCAGCCGGUCAGAUGGUCGAGUUGUACGGCGGUGAGGUCUGCUUCAAGAGGGAUGGCAAGAUGUGCUGCAGUGCACGAAAUGAGCUGCGCGAGGGCCAGAAGGUUCUGUACAAGACCCUCAACAUGAAGCCACUGCCUCCGCCCUUCCACCUCGAGGUGGAAACGACUGCAGCCUCAGAUGCUCACGUGCUCAUGGGUCAAGGGCCACUAAGCUCCCUCGAGAUUGUGGCCGGGGCGCAUGGCGGGUCCUGGUCUGCAGCUCGGUGGGUGUUCGAGGGAGGCUUCGUUCCACUGACAGCUUUCGAUGGCUCUCCACAGAAGGACAACCCAGCUGCCAGCAUCCCAUCAAAGUUCACGGUGCAGCUGGAAGAGGAUGGAAGGCUUCUUGUUCGUCAUGGCGUAUCCGCCCCUCGCAGUGAAAUGCAACAAGUAACACUUCAGCUUGGCGCUGCCAGCCUUUUGAGCGGAGGAGUGGGGCUUCUACCUCCCUGA
Molecule: messenger RNA, 4897 nt
Organism: Symbiodinium natans
Lineage: Eukaryota; Dinophyceae; Suessiales; Symbiodiniaceae
Source: the annotation of a GenBank genome assembly